GGGGUGUUACCAUUUGGUGGUCAAUUGUACGGAAUAUGUGCUGAACUGUGCAAUCUACUAAUAAAUGUUUCAAUCAAUCAAAAAAAGUGAUUUGAAGUAAAGAUAGAUUAAGUAAGAAAACACAUUUCAUGAGUAUAUGUUUAAAAUAUAAUGAGGGACACUGGUGUGUAUAAAUACAAGAAAGGUUUGACUCAUAAUACAUAUAUUAAUAUAGUACUAGUAGUGAUGUGCGAUACCACUGAUUUUCUUUCCAAUCUGAUACGGAGUAAAAUUUGCGUGAAUAUACCUAGAUAGAUAGAUAGUACUUUAUUUACCUAAUGUGUCUGGUAAAAUUUAAAAAAAUUGUCUAUUUCAAAUAUCGCCAAAUUAUCUUCAAACAAUAUAAAAAAGUGAUGGAGUUAUCUUUUUGACAUUCAACUCUGUAAGUGUCUCCAAAUAGUCUUUGAUAAAAGGGGACAUACACUUGCUGUUUUAGAAUACUAAGUGACUUUGUUUGGAUGACAGUUUGCAAUGCCUGUUUAAUUGGAAUUACUAAGUAUAAAUUAAUGACACCUAAAUUAGGAAUUAUUUAAGAAAUGUUACCUAUAUACUUUAUUAUACAUAUAUAUAUAUAUAUAUAUAUGUAUAUGUGUAUAUAUAUAUAUAUAUAUAUAUACACACAUAUGUAUAUAAUUAUAUAUAAAACACACAUAUGUAUAUAAUUAUAUAUAAAACACACAUAUGUAUAUAAUUAUAUAUAAAACACACAUAUGUAUACAUAUGUAUAUAAUUAUAUAUAAAACACAUAUGUAUACAUAUAUUCACAUAUAUACUUUUAAAUACACACACACACACAUAUAUAUAUAUAUAUAUAUAUAUAUAUAUAUAUAUAUAUAUAUAUAUACAGCAGGCUUCACGGUGGCAGAGGGGUUAGUGCGGCUGCCUCACAAUACGAAGCUCCUGCAGUUCCGGGUUCAAAUCCAGGCUCGGGAUCUUUCUGUGUGGAGUUUGCAUGUUCUCCCCGUGAAUGCGUGGUUUCCCUCCGGGUACUCCGGCUUCCUCCCACCUCCAAAGACAUGCACCUGGGGAUAGGUUGAUUGGCAACACUAAAGUUGGCCCUAGUGUGUGAAUGUGAGUGUGAAUGUUGUCUGUCUAUCUGUGUUGGCCCUGCGAUGUCCAGGGUGUACCCCGCCUUCUGCCCGAUUGUAGCUGAGAUAGGCGCCAGCGCCCCCCGCGACCCCAAAAGGGAUUAAGCGGUAGAAAAUGGAUGGAUGGAUAUAUACAGCACAGGCCAAAAGUUUGGACACAUCUCUUCAAUCAAUGUGUUUGCUUUAUUUUCAUGACUAUUUACAUUGUAGAUUGUCACUGAAGCCAUCAAAACUAUGAAUGAACACGUGGAGUUUUGUACUCGACAAAAAAAAGGGGAAAUAUCUGAAAACAUGUUUUAUAUUCUAGUUUCUUCAACAUAGCCACCCUUUGCUCUGAUUACUUUUUCGCACACUCAUGGCAUUCACUUUUUUUUUUCCUGAAGGAAUCAAUAAAGUUCUAUCUAUCUAUAUAUCUAUCUAUCUGUCAUCUAUCUAUCUAUCCAUCCAUCCAUCUAUCCAUCUAUAUCUAUCCAUCUACUACAGUAUCCAUCUAUCCAUCUAUCUAUCUAUCUAUCCAUCUAUCUAUCCAUCCAUCUAUCCAUUUAUAUCUAUCUAUCUAUCUAUCUAUCUAUCUAUCCAUCUAUCUAUCUAUCCAUCCAACUAUCCAUCUAUCUAUCUAUCUAUCUAUCUAUCUAUCCAUCUAUCCAUCCAACUAUCCAUCUAUAUCUAUCCAUCUACUACAGUAUCUAUCCAUCCAUCUAUCUAUCCAUCCAUCUAUCCAUUUAUAUCUAUCCAUCCAUCCAUCCAUCUAUCUAUCCAUCCAACUAUCUAUCUAUCCAUCCAUCUAUUCUCUCGAUGAGCUUCAAGAUGUAGUCACCUGAAAUGGUUUUCACUUCACAGGCAUGCUUGAAGCUCAUGGACAGAAUGCCGAGAGUGUACAAAGCAGUAAUCAGACCAAAUGGUGGCAAUUUUCAAGAAACUAGACUAUAAAACAUGUUUUCAGUUAUUUCACCUUUGUUUUGUUUAGUACAUAACUCCACAUGUGGUCAUUCAUGCUGUAGCGUCCAGAAGAAGUGCACACAAAGUCUGACGCUCUUUUUUUAAACUUUUAUUGAGCCAACUAUCUAACACAGCUCAACUUAUCUUCUUCCCUUCACAUGCACGUACAUACUCAUUUCUCUUUUCUGCAACAACAACACUUUCUCCUUCUUCACCAAUCACCUUCAGGCAUGCAACGUCCAUAACAAUAGGAUUUCUGAAUAUCACUCCUCCAAAACACAUCACAUCAGCAGCUCGUUACAAUACUUUUCAUGCCUUCACAGAGUCAUGAAAACAAAGAAAACACAUUGAAUGAGGAUGAGGUGUGCCCAAACUGUACAUAUAUACAUAUAUAUAUAUAUAUAUAUAUAUAUAUAUAUAUAUUUUUUUAUAUUUGUACCCUGCCUUCCGCCCAAAUGCAGCUGAGAUAGGCUCCAGUGACCCCAAACGGGACAAGCGGUAGAAAAUGGAUGGAUGGGAGAUCUCAACGAUUUAGUUACUUUACACUUUGUUCCUGUUAAUGAUAUACAUGAUCUGAAAUAACUUAUCAAUAUGGCAUUUGUUAUAAUAAAACAGUGAGGCAAACAAAGUUAAGACAUUGUAAUGAUAUUAAGAAAUAAUUAAGUAAAACUAACGUUGGACCUCAUUUAAUUCCUUUGACUUUGUGUCACAAAGACCUCAAUAAUACCAUUUAGAAUUACAUCAAUUAGUGCAAAUCAACAACAAAACACAGAUACGUUUGUGAAAAUAAACCUAAACAAGAAAAUAAAAAUAUCGAUUUUAUCACACUCUAGUAUCGACUUUCAUACUGAUACUGCUCUUUCACUAUUGAUACCGAUGGACGUGUCCGCAGCUGUAACUCUCAUUAAAUUGAUAACUUGUCAGUUAGUUGCCAACACCACCAAUUUUAACGUCUAAUUGUAAUUAAGUGUUUCAAGAAUGGCGCAAUUAAACAGCGUUAAUCUUGACUAGUAUCGACUCUCAUACUGAUACUGCUAUUUCACCAUUGAUACCGAUAGACGUGUCGGCAGCCGUAUCAUUAAAUGUUUAACUUGUCAGUUUAGUUGCUCACGUCGCCUUUUUUAACGUCUAAUUGUAAUUUAUUGUUUCAAGAAUGGCGCAAUUAAACAGUGUUAAUCUUGACACAUUCGUAGAGGAGUUUGGCGUCGUCGAACAGAAAAUGACAGCGUUAAACAGCAGAAAGGAGCUGCUGGAGACCAAGUUGGAAGAUGCCAACAAACUCCUCAACUUCUAUGAGAGCAAGGAGAAAAGUGUGAACGAAGAAAGAGACACGCUGUUUGUCACUGUGAACACGCUGCAGCAGACUCUGCAAGAGCAGUGCAACCUCAGAGUGGAGAAUGAGCUGUUGAAAAGAAAUGCGGCCGACCUAAGAAAAAAGAUUGAAAGAACAGCAGAGGAAGGGGAGGCUGAGAACCAACGACUGCUCAGUGAAAUAAAAGUACAGAGACAGAGCCACAAGAGGGAGCUAGAGUCUGUCAUGGAACAGUGCAGGAGGCAGGUGGAGGAUGCCCACACAGAAGCUUCCAAUCAGUUGAAAGCUAAAGAGGCCGAAGUGAAGACGUUACUGGAGCAAAAAGCCAUGGAUCUGGAGGAGAUGAAAACGACAUUCAAAGACCAGGAGAAAAAACACCAAAGCGAGCUGUUGAAGUUGCAAAUGGAGUUUGGUGCGAAGUUGGGCAGAAUUCAGAAUACAGCUCAGUGGAGCCAGCAGCAGCAGCAGAAACAACAUGACUUCAACAACACUGCAAAUAAUUUCUUCAAGAGGAAGCUACAGUUCAUUCAGGAAGAGAAGACCAAGCAGAUUGAGGCCCUGCGUCAGAGAAUCAAAGAGCUGGAAGACAACCAGCAAGGUGGCAACGCCAACGACAGCCGUUUGAAGAAAAGAAGGACCUAGUUUGUUUUAAAGCUGAUAGCACUAAGAGGCUGCUGACCAGCUUCAAGUAUACAAGUAUUUAUCCUGUCUUUCCGUUCCCAAGGUGACAAUAUUUUCAGGUGUGUAGCUUCAUUUAACAGGACAAUCAACUACCACGAGGCUCAUGUGCUUUCUCAAGUGAAUUUGCAGUUUCACCGACAUGCUGACAUGUGACAGUGUACUGACAUCACACUUAAACACAGGUUGUAUUUCUGUCUAAGGCUUUAAUCCAAUCAGACAGUUACAUCGGGUUCACAAGAGCAGUUUCAAUAGUGUGCGUCUUCUUUAAACUCCUAUUUACAACAUAAGUUAUUUUACUGCAACAUAUUUCAUGUUUUACUUAAUAGUUGAAUAUAAUUAAACUGAUUUUGAUAUUUUGGCAGAA
This is a messenger RNA of Nerophis ophidion (straightnose pipefish), 4423 nucleotides long. RefSeq names its product coiled-coil domain-containing protein 152-like. The record is from RefSeq and is a predicted model, not a curated record. The transcript is spliced from 8 exons. The coding region runs from base 3220 to 4020 and encodes 266 amino acids. NCBI's taxonomy places the organism in Eukaryota, Metazoa, Chordata, Actinopteri, Syngnathiformes, Syngnathidae.